GAUGAAACUCGACCUUCCCGUUCCUUAUUCUUAGACCUUCCAGACAGCAAUCUUUGUCUCUGAUCGAAAUGAGGCCCAUCGGGGUAUACCGUCCUAAAUGGCCUCGGCCUCGCCAGCUGUUCUCCGGCAAUUACUACUACGGCCUCCAACUCCAGUAUUCCCAGCCAUUGUCUACUGCUUCCAGAUUGGUCCCGCGCAGUCAAGGGCCUCUGCUGUACCCCGGGUCCAGAGCCCGAUAUGCAUCAACCGCAAUGCCAUCAACCCAACCCACCACCACUUCGUCCAACCAACCUCAACAAUCAAUUGAAGACCUAAUCUCUUCCCUCCCCUUAACCCGCUACCUCCGCAGCAGCACAUCCCCCAAGUACACCGAAUUCCGCCCCUACCGCACCAUGCACUCAUCCGCCCAGUCCACCCACCUAGUGACAACAUCCCUCCUCUCCCACCCAACCAAACUACCUACAGACCCAAUCUUUUUCCUCACGUCCCCUUCCACCCAACCCCAACCCCAACCCCAGCCUCAAAUAAUAGCAACCGCCUACCUCUCCACCCACCUCACCGGCCACGCAGGCUACAUCCACGGUGGCCUCCCAUUCCUGCUCUUCGACGACGUCUUCGCGCGGCUCGCCGCGGAGAUCUUCCCCAGCCGGGUCGGGAUGACCGCCACAAUGGGUCUUGAUUUCCGGGCCCCUGCUGUGCCGGGGCGGGUUUACGUCUGGAGGGCAUUUAUUGAGAAGAGGGAGAGUGAGAGGAAGGUGUGGGUACGUGGGGAAAUGAGGUGUUUGAGGGAGUUUGGGGUUGGGGAGAUGAGUGCGAGAGAUGUAGAUGUUGCGGGGGGUGAUGGGGUGAGUGUUGAGGAGAGGGAGGGCAUGCUUGUUGCUGAGGCCAGGGCGCUGUUUGUUGAGCCUCGGAAGGUGGAGGGGAUGGUGCCGCUGUACCCGAAAUGAUGAAUGCAUAAAUGCUGCUGGGAGUUUUAUGAUAGGUAUAGAUAAUAUCAUACUAGAUAUAGAGAUUAUAGAGAGAAGACAGCUUGAAUAUACUUUAUUACUUGUCUGAAACGCUAAAAAGUACUCCAUAUGCACUGACCUGUCAGUGUCUACGGAACUGUAUCCCACAAACCUAAUGCAGGAUAACCCACCGUUCGAUAGUUACCUUGUGUUUCAAGUCCAUUGAGCUACAUUAUAGGGUAAGUCUGAUGACUUCAGCGACUGGCUGGGUUUGACCAGCUGUCGGUCACCCUCUCCUCUAAAAUACCUAUUCGUCAGCAAGACGUCCAAACUUGCAGUACCAAUUACUCCAGGUCCCAGGUGGCACAGACCGCCGUCUGAUCGCGGGGCACGGAGUAUAGACCGCCGCGACAUUUGACGGCAUGACGGCAUAAAUAAAAGAUUGGGAGGAGAAAAAGAAAAAAAAAAAAAAAA
Aspergillus versicolor CBS 583.65 is the source of this 1421-nucleotide messenger RNA. RefSeq names its product PaaI family thioesterase. The transcript is spliced from 2 exons. Bases 69 to 947 code for a protein of 292 amino acids. Lineage: Eukaryota; Fungi; Ascomycota; Eurotiomycetes; Eurotiales; Aspergillaceae. The record is from RefSeq and is a predicted model, not a curated record.